CUGUUCAGUCUCCCAGUUAUGUCUGGGCGAGGAAAGCAAGGGGGUAAAGCUCGCGCCAAGGCCAAAACCCGCUCUUCACGGGCUGGCCUUCAGUUCCCGGUGGGCCGAGUGCACCGCCUGCUUCGUAAAGGCAACUAUGCCGAACGGGUCGGCGCAGGUGCUCCGGUGUACCUGGCGGCAGUGCUGGAGUACUUGACCGCAGAAAUCCUAGAGCUGGCGGGCAACGCAGCUCGUGACAACAAGAAGACACGCAUCAUCCCGCGCCACCUACAGCUGGCCAUCCGCAACGACGAGGAACUCAACAAGCUGCUGGGCAAAGUUACCAUCGCUCAGGGCGGUGUCCUGCCCAACAUCCAGGCCGUGCUGUUGCCCAAGAAGACCGAGAGCCACCACAAAGCCAAAUAAGUACCCGGCAUAAAAACAACAAAACAAAAGGCUCUUUUCAGAGCCACUUAUAUCAUCAUAAAAAGGUGACACUUGCAUUUCCAAUUAGCUUACCUCUUGUAUUUAGCAGCCCUUGUCAACAAAAUGACAUUUGUGUUAGACUAGCUCAAAAGCAAGAUACUAGACUGACUCAUGAUUUAAUAUUGAGGUGUCAAGAGUAUUCUAAACUUGGUUGAAACAACGACGGUACUGCAUGCUGUUAAGAUCAUUCUAAGAAUAAUGAUGACAGUUUUGUUAUUUCAAGAAAUGCAGGCACAAAGUAGUGCAUUUGUUUUCAAUAAAUUCUUAUGACACAUGUGUCAUUCGUUAAAGAUACAAUGUUAAUAAAAUACCA
Phacochoerus africanus (Common warthog) is the source of this 778-nucleotide messenger RNA. RefSeq names its product histone H2A type 1-H. The coding region runs from base 19 to 405 and encodes 128 amino acids. The record is from RefSeq and is a predicted model, not a curated record. Gene Ontology annotation, molecular function: DNA binding; protein heterodimerization activity; structural constituent of chromatin. NCBI's taxonomy places the organism in Eukaryota, Metazoa, Chordata, Mammalia, Artiodactyla, Suidae. Gene Ontology annotation, cellular component: nucleosome. The transcript has a single exon.